AUGCCCCAGUACGCUCCCCGUCAAGUUGGCACACCUGAUAACUCUGACUCGUCCGAAUAUGAAUCGGACUCUGGUCCAGUGUCUGUCGGCGUCUCGUCAAUUAGCCAGCCAACGGUCUCGAAUGGUCGAAUGCCGCAACACGAGGACAUGGAGAUCAUCUGGCGCUUACAACUUGAAAACCAAACGCUGAAGAACAAUAAUUGUGCUUUAGGCGAGACGAAUAAGACAUUAUCAGCAAAUCAAUGGCGAUCGUCUUCGAGUACCCAAAUUCCAGAUGAGCUGAAGGCUUUUGACGCUGAACUUGCAACUUUUUCCCGCAAGUAUGGUAUCAUUGCAGAGAUGUUCCCACCCAUGCACCGCAUCCUCAAACUUCCUGUGCUGAAGCCUCCACCUGCCAUCCUAUCUGGGAGCCGCUAUGCAACCAAGAGCGCAGAAGAACUCUGUCUUGUAACAGAGCUAUACUCACUUCUCCCAGAUCAUCUUCAUCGCUUUGUACCGACUAGUCAUUUCCAAUCGUUGCAAAUUGACUAUUGGUAUAUAACACCACAGCUGGGACAACAUCUUAAGGCGGCCGCUCAAGGUGUAUUUUCGGUCUUGAUUCUUCCUACUUCGACACCGGGUUUACGAAGCGAGACACGAUCCCCUGAAAUCCAGAAACUGCUUGGUCAAUCAUCUUCGAUGUUUCCACCUGUCCUUUUUACGAGGCAAGAAAUGGACCUAACGAUGUCAACAGUUUUCGGUAACUGGGAACCGCUCGCAAAGGCGAUUAGAAUUGUAAUGUUCGUAAAAAAUUCAGCUGGACAUUGUUGGGUGGCCAGCGCUAAGUGUAAUGCUCGAAAGUGGGGCAUAACAUCAUGCACCCCUGGCCUCCUUGCCUGGGGUUGGGUUGUGUUGAUAUUUAUUCUGUCCUCGGACACUUCAUUCACUAAAGAUGGAGUCGGUGCAAGGUCUCGACUACCCAACUAUGGGUCACUGCUUUGGGAAGAGCCCCAUAUCAUUUCGAUCCGUCAGAAAAUCAAUACCCAUGUCUGGCAGUCAUCAACCUCGAAUGUUGCAGCCUCAGAAGCCGAAGGCAAAGAUUUCACUUCUGAUCUAAUGCGCUUGGCUCUUGCUAAUGCUGGCCACAAAGAUUCAGAUUCUCCGACUAUCAAUGAAGAUCCCGCACCUCCCACAACCCCUACUUCACCAAUAAUUGAUACUCCAGUUGUCAUUGCGCCACCUGUCCCUCCCACUGUACCAGCUAUCACCCCUGCCAUGUCGCCCCUGGACCAGGCCACUGAAACUAUCAUCAACCCAGUUCCCAGAUCCACCACUGAUCAACUUCCAGUCUCACUCACAGGCAAUACCAAUGGGGAGAUCAUGUCACAAGCUGUAGCCUCUGGGUCAUCGUCUUCUCGACAGGGCCGAGGCAAAAAGGCUGGCGUACUUGCACCAGUUUCAUUGUCAACUGAUACAGCAGAGCAGCAAUGUGGUCGGCCAGUGAGAUCUCGCAAGAAGAAGCAGUAG
Molecule: messenger RNA, 1506 nt
Organism: Suillus discolor
Lineage: Eukaryota; Fungi; Basidiomycota; Agaricomycetes; Boletales; Suillaceae
Exons: 7
Coding region: 1-1506 (501 amino acids)
Source: RefSeq, a predicted model, not a curated record